Trichoderma breve is the source of this 1029-nucleotide messenger RNA. RefSeq names its product pyridoxal-phosphate dependent enzyme domain-containing protein. The record is from RefSeq and is a predicted model, not a curated record. The transcript has 3 exons. NCBI's taxonomy places the organism in Eukaryota, Fungi, Ascomycota, Sordariomycetes, Hypocreales, Hypocreaceae. The coding region runs from base 1 to 1029 and encodes 342 amino acids. Gene Ontology annotation, molecular function: pyridoxal phosphate binding; L-serine ammonia-lyase activity; threonine deaminase activity. Gene Ontology annotation, biological process: L-threonine catabolic process; L-serine catabolic process.
AUGGGGUCAGAAAUCCACACAAAGAUCCCCUACAUCGAAACCCCACUCAUCAAAUCACACACUCUCUCAGAAGUGGCUGGUUGCAAUGUCUUCCUCAAGCUGGAGAACCUCCAGCCCUCAGGGUCCUUCAAGUCUCGCGGCAUAGGCAACUACAUGAUGGCCAAACUCGCCGCUCAAGGCGCAGACACCAGCAAGGUCCAUUUCUACUGCUCGUCCGGAGGCAACGCCGGGCUGGCCUGUGUCCAUGCCGCCAUCACCUUGGGGUGCCGGGCCACCAUUGUCGUCCCGCUGUCGACUUCAGCCUUCAUGAUUGACAAGCUGCGACAGGCCGGUGCCACUGAUGUUAUUCAAAAGGGGGCCUCGUGGCAAGAGGCAGAUGACUACUUGACGGGAACCCUCAUGGAGGAAGCCCGUACCAAGGGAGACGUUGCCAUCUAUGUACCUCCAUUCAACGCUCAGGAGAUUUGGGACGGUGCCGCGGGCAUCUCGCACGAGAUUGCAAGACAAAUCCCCGCCAUGACCAAACAUUAUCCGGUGUCCAUUGAGGGUGUUGUCGGUGGAGGUGGCCUCUUGUCUGGUGUCGUGCAGGGUCUCGACGACCUCUCCAUGCAACAGACUCGAGUCAUUGCCGUUGAAACUCUCGGAGCAGACUCUCUCCAUCAGGCAGUCCAAAAGCGCGAGCUGAUUACCCUGCCUGCCAUCACUAGUCUUGCCACCACCCUGGGUGCGAGAAGGGUCUGCCAAAGGGCCUUUGAGUACGGACUCCGUGAGCAGGUCUCAACCGUGGUGCUCUCCGACGCCGAAGCCAUUGCCGCCUGUAAGCGGUUCGCAAGCGAGGAGCGCUUCCUGGUCGAGUUGUCGUGUGGAGUCGUUCCCGCGGUGGUGUACAGCGGGCGGCUGAAGGAGUUGAUUCCCGGACUCAACAAGAAUAGUGUGGUUGUGCUUGUGAUAUGUGGAGGGUGCAAUAUCUCCUACGAAUUACUCGAGCACUAUGUCACAAGCCAAGCAGCCGCGGCGCACACAAGCUGA